Molecule: messenger RNA, 6175 nt
Organism: Xenopus laevis (African clawed frog)
Lineage: Eukaryota; Metazoa; Chordata; Amphibia; Anura; Pipidae
Gene: brsk2.L
Product: serine/threonine-protein kinase BRSK2
Exons: 21
Coding region: 1788-4106 (772 amino acids)
Biological process (GO): intracellular signal transduction
Cellular component (GO): cytoplasm
Molecular function (GO): nucleotide binding; transferase activity; protein kinase activity
Source: RefSeq, a predicted model, not a curated record
UGUUUUAGUUAUAGAACUCAACCCGGCAACUCAGUCAUCUGACCUGUCGCGCUUGCGCAUGCGCGGAAUGCCUAAGACGUCUGGCAUCGCAGGCUGAGCAGACAGGAACCUACAAGGAACAUACUCAACUGACCAAGAUGGACCAGUGGGCAGGAUUACCAUAAAGCUACGCAGAAGGGAUUCUUCUUUAGAACAAAGCUGUGAAAUACAAGAAUGGGAGGUACUCUAUGGAAUUGCAGGGUUUCCAGCUUGGGACCCUAUGGGUGCUGUUGAGGGAUCUUGAAAUAUAAAAAAGAAUCAGUAAAUGCAAGAUUGAGGUUUGGAUGAUUAUCAUCCCAUUUAGAGAAAGAAACAGUGAAACGUACUGGUUUGCUGUACUAUGUCCUUGCACUAAACAUCCCUGGGAGAAAUCAGUCACCUUCUCUAGAAGCUAUGCAUGGCUUGCCUUUCCUUACUGCCCAUUAAAGUCUAGGACAAUAGCAGCAAAUAAUAUACCUGAUGUAAAUUAUAGAUUAUGGGGCAGUGGCAAUAUAAGAUGGCUGGGGCCCCCAUUUGAGUUGGAUACCAUAAAUCUGCAGUCCUCUAGUCCUGUUGUUGCAAUACAACUCCCAGCAUUGUCCCAAAAGCCUUUGGCUUCAGUUGUAUUUGCAGUUCUACUACAAAUUGAAGUCCUCGAAGGGGCUCUUUGAUGUUGGUGGCCCAGGCCAAAUGCCCCCCCCCCUCUCUCUCUCUCUCUCUCUCUCUCUAUAUAUAUAUAUAUCACACCCUGUUUGAACCACCUACUGGCAUCCAGACCCCUUCACUCCACAUUACCACCCACCCUUGCACUCUGCAGUGGUAAAUGUGGUUUAUAUAGUGCAGUAGUAUAAUUAAUACUAGCAGAGUAUCUUUGCAACUGUUCAUCAGUAUGUUGUUAAAGAUGUAUUGGGUAAAACAGUAUACAAGAUGAGAAACUGGUGCAUUCUAUAAUGUAUAUUAUGUAAUAUUUUGCUUCUAAUAAUGGAGGGUACAGGUCUGCAAACACAGAAGAGAAGGGACAGGUAAGCCCAUAAUUCAUAUUUUUAUAGCAAUGCUUAUUCACACUUCCACACAUACAGACGUGUAUCAUUACUCUUCUGCACAUUAGGGCACAAUGAGAAAAUAAAAGACACACAUCCCUAUGCACAAGGUAACCCCCCAGUCCAAUUAAAAUGCAUCUCCGAGUCUCCAACCGGAAUGAAGCUUAAUGUACACCAAUCACAGCCAAGCUAACACUCAGCUUUAGUAGGCUGCAACCCCCCCCUGCACUCCCCCUUCUAGCAGCGAGCGUGAGGAUUGAUCAGCAGGUCCCUGCUGUGCUGCUUGUAUGUAAGGCGGCAGCAUCUACACCAUGCUCCCUGCACUGUAGCACCAGCCUCCCUCUUCUCAUCUUACUUUACCAAUUCUGCAAUAUUAGUUUCUCUUUUUUUAUUUGCAAAAAAAGAGAGAGGGGUGCAUUCUUAGUGAGGUGGAUUUUAAUUUUUAUUUAUUUUUGUUUCAUUCAUCACAUUGAGCCUUCAGUGCUCUUCUUCGUGACAGGAGGAACGACAAGGUCCAACAGCCCAAGAGACAAGCAGGUUCCUAUUGAUGGUGAGCUCCGAAAGGUUCUCAGUUGGGCGUCUCAAGAACGGACAGGUUUAUUCACCGAGAGAGGGGGGGAGAAGAAACGAACCCAGCCAUCCCCCCCUCCCUCUCUAUUCCAGCCCUCCCCCCUUUCUUUUUGAGGAUUUUCCUUGCAUCUGGAUCCCCGUGGAAAGACAGAAGACAAGAUGACCACAGUGGGGAAAGAUGGUAGCGGAAUACCACACAUGCAAUAUGUGGGGCCAUAUCGGCUGGAGAAGACACUGGGUAAAGGACAGACAGGUCUCGUAAAACUAGGGGUUCAUUGUGUCACGUGUCAAAAGGUCGCCAUCAAAAUCGUCAAUCGAGAGAAACUCAGCGAGUCUGUGCUAAUGAAGGUGGAGCGUGAGAUUGCUAUACUGAAGCUAAUUGAACAUCCACAUGUCUUAAAGUUACACGAUGUCUAUGAAAACAAGAAAUACCUAUACCUAGUCCUGGAGCAUGUAUCUGGGGGAGAACUGUUUGAUUACCUUGUGAAGAAAGGGCGCCUCACACCAAAGGAAGCUCGCAAGUUCUUCCGGCAAAUCAUCUCAGCACUGGACUUCUGCCACAGUCACUCUAUCUGCCACAGGGAUCUGAAGCCAGAGAACCUCCUUUUGGAUGAGAAGAAUAAUAUUCGUAUUGCAGAUUUUGGGAUGGCCUCUCUGCAGGUUGGGGACAGCCUAUUGGAGACGAGCUGUGGGUCACCCCAUUAUGCCUGCCCAGAAGUGAUUAGGGGAGAGAAAUACGAUGGAAGGAAAGCAGAUAUAUGGAGCUGUGGAGUCAUAUUAUUUGCUCUGCUUGUGGGUGCCCUCCCAUUUGAUGACGAUAACUUACGGCAGCUUCUAGAGAAGGUCAAGCGAGGGGUCUUCCACAUGCCGCACUUUAUUCCCCCAGACUGUCAGAACCUUCUAUGUGGAAUGAUUGAGGUGGAUCCCAAUAAACGAUUGACGUUAGAAGCCAUACAGAAGCACACUUGGUACAUUGGAGGGAAGAAUGAGCCGGAGCCAGAGCAGGCCGUUCCCAGGAAAGUACAGAUAGGAUCCUUGCCAUCGCUGGAGGACGUAGACCCUGAUGUACUGGAUAGCAUGCACUCGUUGGGCUGCUUCCGAGACCGCAACAAACUGCUGCAGGACCUACUAUCUGAGGAGGAAAAUCAGGAAAAGAUGAUUUAUUUCCUUUUGCUGGAUCGGAAAGCAAGGUACCCCAGCCAAGAAGAUGAAGAUUUGCCCCCUAGAGUGGAUAUUGACCCCCCUAGGAAAAGAGUGGACUCACCCAUGCUGACCCGCCAUGGAAAGAGGAGGCCGGAGAGGAAGUCUAUGGAGGUUCUGAGCGGGACAGAUGGAGGAUCUCCUGUGCCAGCAAGAAGGGCUAUUGAGAUGGCACAACAUGGACAGAGGUCACGUUCUAUCAGCGGAGCUUCUUCUGGACUCUCUACCAGUCCGAUCAGCAGUCCCAGGCCUAUGAGGAGGUUUUUUCCCCUUUCCCAGUCACCAACCCCUUCUUCUUCUCCGCACCCAAUACUGAACUCUAACCCCUCAGGACGUAGUGAUCCUACUCUAGCACACCCAAAAACCCACACCUUCCCUCCUAAACCUAGAGCCUCAGAGAAACCUCUCCAGUCCACCCGAUCUCACCCUCUACCUUCCACCAACUCCUCAAGCAUAUCACCAAAGUCUCAUAACCAUCCCGCUGGACAGGUUACAUGCCGAACUCAAGCAAAGCUGGCUGUCUCUGAUCUGGCACCCAAAUCUGUGCCCCUUAUACAGGUUACCCCUCAUCCGUCACCCCGUGGCAGCCCCCUCCCUACUCCCAAGGGGACUCCUGUCCACACACCCAAGGAAAGUCCAGCUGGCACCCCCUCCCCUACCCCUCCAUCCAGCCCCAGCAUUGGUGGAAUGCCUUGGAGAACCAGGCUGAACUCUAUCAAGAAUAACUUCUUGGGGUCACCACGAUUCCAUCGGCGUAAACUGCAAGUUCCCACAGCUGAUGAAAUGACCAAUCUGACUCCGGAAUCAUCACCUGAACUGGCCAAGAAGUCCUGGUUCGGUAACUUCCUCACUCUGGAGAAGGAGGAUCAGAUUUUUGUGGUUAUUAAGGACAAGCCUUUAAGUUCCAUCAAAGCUGAUAUUGUGCAAGCAUUUCUCUCGAUCCCAAGUCUCAGUCACAGUGUGAUCUCACAGACCAGCUUCCGAGCAGAGUACAAGUCUACGGGGGGUCCGUCUGUCUUCCAGAAACCAGUGAAGUUCCAGGUGGAUAUCACAUACACAGAGAGUGGAGAGAAGCAGAAGGACUGCGGGAUAUACUCAGUCACAUUCACUCUGCUCUCAGGUCCAAGUCGAAGGUUUAAACGGGUCGUUGAAACAAUUCAGACUCAGCUCCUUAGCUCACAUGACCAGCCAUCCGUAUUGCAGCUUUCAGACCCCAAUAACUGUAUGGAGUAUCUCAGUGGAAAACUCUCAAAAUGUGGAAUUAUCCCAAAAAGUUAACCAGCCGCCCAUCACCGCCUCCUCCUUGCCCCCCUACGACUGCCUGGGCAGAAGGUGAACCCGACUCUCCCCCGCGCCAACCGAAUAGCGUGGAGCCUUCCGCAGGGACACGCCCUCUCCAAGAGAGUGGCCCCCAAGGACCCUCAGGAACCGGGUUAUCAUCAAGCCGUAACAUGACGAGAGAGAAGAGGGAGCAAGUGACUGGGUGCUAAUGUUCUGUUACCUCAGUGAUAACCCUUCCCCUGAUAAACUGCUUGGCAUUAUUGCUGCACCCACUGUGCCCCUCCCCCACAUGGCAUAACCCCUAUGGGUGGGUGCAGCUCUCUAGGCAGGGACUUUACUAGACAACAUGGAGGGGUUUAAUGCUGAAUGUAUUUAUGGGGUUAAGUUUACACGCAUACAGAUACAUACAUGAACAUGUAGCCCACACACAAACACAUACACUUGAUUCCCUAUUGGACAGCGCCGCAGCAUAUGUUGGUGCUUUAUCCCUAAAUACACAGGAACAAUAGCCGCAUGGCCAGGGAAGGGUUAAACAGGCGCUGCAUUUUCCCCCCUACUGCACCACCACCUGGUUAGGGCAGUGCCCUAUUAUUCAGCUCUUCAUGGUAUGAGGGGUGGGUGUGACACAGGGAGGGCGGGGCAUGGCCUGUUGCAUAAUGUGAAAUAUUUGGGCUAUUUUUAUAAAGGUUUGUAUGUCUGCUGGGGGGGGGGGGGUUAUUCUUUGUGUUUAAAUUAUUAACUGCUGGCUGCAGGGACGGCUUACGGAACAGUGUCCUACAGAGCCAGGGUGGCUGUGGCAGUGCUCAGGUACCCAUGAAUAGGGCACCCAUGUAUUAGGAUAGGGCACCCGUGCAUAGGGAUAGGGCACUCAUGUAUAGGGAUAGGGCACCCAUACAUAGGGAUAGGACACCCAUGUAUAGGGAUAGGGCACCCAUGUAUAGGGAUAGGACACCCAUGGAUAGGGCACCCAUGUAUAGGGAUAGGGCACCCAUACAUAGGGAUAGGACACCCAAUUCAUAGGGAUAGGGCACCCAUGCAUAGGGAUAGGACACCCAUGCAUAGGGAUAGGACACCCAUGUAUAGGGAUAGGACACCCAUGUAUAGGGAUAGGACACAUGCCAGACAUAACGAGUGGGAACCUUUUGGUGCAGGACAAGCUUUUCAACCAUCAAAUGCAAUACAAAUCAUCCCGCUACGAGUGAUUCACUUAGAUAUAUGCUGCAGGCCUCACAGAUUUUCACAGAGCCACGCAGAAUGCAUCUUCAUUUAUGCCUAAUCAGCCAUUGGGCCCACGCAUUUCUACAUUUGUUGUUAAAGGGGGUGACAUGCGAACUUUAAGCGAAAGACAAAACUAUUUUUUAUAGGGAACCAAUACCUAGGAAACAGAAAGCAAACCAGAACCUCCUAAAACGGACGUUCACUUAAAGGGUUAAAACAAACCGAGACUCUCGCAAAAUAGGGUUUAUAUUGACUUUAUAGUUCUAUAGAUGCUGAGUGAGAUACAUUAGCAACGCUCAGUCUGCACAGGGGCCCUUAUCAAUCUGCAUUAUUUCUUUUCAAUGGAAGCAGCCAUAUUGGCUACGUUAAUGCAUAUCCAUAGUAAGGUUAUCAUUUACAUAAUCAGGGGCAGGUUUAAUAAAUGCAAGUUGCCAGGCUGUGCUUUUCCAAACCAGGGCAUUUUAGACCACGGGGAUCCAGCUGAAAACCCACCCACUUUCUGGUAAGCACCGCCCUUUUGGGGGUUUUCUAUCAUUUACGUCACUUUCGAGUAUUUAAUUUUCAUUACUACAGAAAACACAUGCAACAUGCAGGCUAACUGGGAAUUGGGGUCGGUACUGAAAUGUAUUGUCUGUCUGGUUGUUAAGAUCAGGAUCCUAGCAACCAGAGAGGACUAAUUGCUAAGGGUCUUCUGACUCCAACACCUGCUCUUCUCCCAUGAAUACAUUGCUGACUGCAUUCGGCCAUGCUGUAUUCAUAAUCCUUACUCCCGCCCCCUUACUUGAGUGCCAGAGGGCACAAGGUGCAAAGUAGGGAAUCUAUUAUCUUUUUUGGAUUCGACCGAACCC